This is a messenger RNA of Lichtheimia ornata, 1536 nucleotides long. RefSeq lists its product as uncharacterized. Bases 1 to 1536 code for a protein of 511 amino acids. The record is from RefSeq and is a predicted model, not a curated record. The transcript is spliced from 9 exons. Gene Ontology annotation, cellular component: cytosol; COPI vesicle coat. Gene Ontology annotation, biological process: retrograde vesicle-mediated transport, Golgi to endoplasmic reticulum; endoplasmic reticulum to Golgi vesicle-mediated transport; Golgi localization. NCBI's taxonomy places the organism in Eukaryota, Fungi, Mucoromycota, Mucoromycetes, Mucorales, Lichtheimiaceae.
AUGGUCGUCCUUGCAGCUGCCAUUGUGACCAAGAGCGGCAAAGCCGUCAUCUCUCGCCAGUUUCGUGAAAUGCAGCGUUCUCGCAUCGAAGGUCUUCUUGCUUCAUUCCCAAAAUUGACCAGCACUGGACACCAACAUACGACUGUUGAGACCGAGCAUGUGCGUUAUGUAUAUCAACCUCUAGAAGAGCUCUUUAUGGUGCUUAUUACCAACCGUCAAUCCAACAUCCUUCAAGAUAUCGAAUCACUUCACCUUUUUGCCCGCGUGGUCACCGACAUUUGUCGCUCGUGUGAUGAGCAAGAUAUCCUUCGCAACGCCUUUGAAUUGCUAUGUGCUUUUGAUGAAAUCAUCUCUGAAGGUUAUCGGGAGAACGUGAAUUUGGCACAGGUCAAGAGCAUUAUUGAAAUGGAGAGUCAUGAAGAAAGGAUACAGGAGAUCAUUGCCAAGAACAAAGAACAAGAAGCAAAGGAGGAACUCAAGAGACGUGCCAAGCAAUUUGAAAUGCAAAAGAAGGAGGCUCAAAAGCGUGGCCAAGGUUUCAUGCAGGGCAACUUUAGCUCACAAGGCAACUACAUGGGUGGACGCUUCUCACCAGCAUUGGAGCCAACUGUGCAAACUACCAUCGACUCGCCCGCAUUCAACAGCCGUUCAUCUACGCCUCCUGCAUCCUCUGGUACAAAGGCACGUGGUAUGCAACUUGGCCGUAAGCCGAAGUCGACCGAUUUGUUUGAAGCCAUCAAAACCGAGGUUGAAGAACCAUUGCUCAAAUCCUCGCGAUCAGCUGCAUCAAGCACUAUCACAAAGGAAGUCGAAGGAGUGCAUGUUUGGAUUGAAGAGCGAGUAUCGAUGGCAGCUAACCGAGAUGGUGGUUUGGAGCAAAUGGAAGUUCGAGGUGUUCUCACAUUACGUGUUGGCGAUGCUGCUAACGCACGUGUCCGUUUGACACUGCAAGCUGCUGAUGAUCCAGCUAUCAAUUUCAAGACCCAUCCAAAUGUGGAUAAGAAUGCUUUCAAGAACGACAAGAUGGUUCAAAUGCGAGAUGUAUCACGUCCAUUCCCUGUGCAGCAAAAUCUUGAGGUUGUCAGAUGGAAGUUUUCUACUCGAGAUGAAACGGCGGUUCCUCUUUCCAUCAAUUGCUGGCCUUCCCCUGCUGGUGAUGGUACAUGUGAUGUAAAUAUCGAAUACGAAUUAGAAGCAGAUCACUUGGAGCUUCGUGACGUUGUUGUUUCUAUUCCUCUACCUGCUGAACCUGCAGCAACUGUGCACAGUGCCGAUGGCUCAUACUUUGUGGAUCGUCAACGUCGGGUACUUGAUUGGCAAUUGCCCGUGAUUAACAGCUCCAACAAAUCAGGCUCUCUCGAAUGCAACGUACCAGGCGAGGAUGCAAAUGGUUUCUUCCCCGUGAUGGUAUCCUUUGUCAGUGAACGACUCAUUUGUGAUGUUGAUGUAAUUGAGGCGCAUAAUCUAGAGACUGAUAGCCCGGCCCAGAUCACAAAAGAAAUCCUUCUUGCAGCUGAUGAUUACACUAUUGGAUAG